UCCAUUUAAACUUCUCUCUGUACCGGACUUUUAUGAACAUUAUUUGCAUGCCGAUGUAGUCCUUUACUGUUAACGAAAUAAAGUUGCCUUGUAAUCACGUGGGUAUCCAGACCUGACAACAUUAAUUCAGAAAUGGAUAGUAUCAAAACAGUAACUCAUAUAAAUGGAGACGCAAAAAAGGAGAAUAGUGAUGAUGCUCAGUCAACAUCGAGUACACAUAUUGUUUGUGGAGGAUGUCGAAGGAAACUACGGAAGUUGUUGCCUGUGAACUAUAAAAAAGAAAUUGUACAGCUGCUGAAACUGGCUGGACCAGUGUUUAUAUCUCAGCUGAUGAUCUUCCUGAUCAGUUUCGUCAGCACUGUGUUCUGUGGACACUUGGGGAAAACCGAACUGGCCGGAGUAGCUCUGGCUAUUGCAGUUAUUAAUGUGACUGGCAUUUCCAUUGGCGCUGGGUUGGCGUCUGCAUGUGAUACACUCAUCUCCCAGACAUUUGGGAGUAAUAAUCUGAAGCGGGUGGGUGUGAUACUGCAGAGAGGGAUUCUCAUCCUCUUGUUGGCCUGUUUCCCCUGCUGGGCACUGCUCAUUAACACCGAGCCCAUCCUUUUGGCUGUCAGACAGAGCCCCAGUGUGGCCAGUCUUUCACAACUCUAUGUAAAAAUAUUCAUGCCCGCACUGCCUGCUGCAUUUAUGUACCAACUGCAAGGAAAGUAUCUUCAAAAUCAGGGUAUUAUUUGGCCUCAGGUCAUCACAGGAGCAGCUGGAAAUAUCCUUAAUGCUUUAAUAAACUACAUCUUUCUUCAUCUGCUUGGUCUUGGUGUUGCAGGAUCUGCUGCUGCAAACACCAUUUCUCAAUAUUCAUUGGCUGUUUUUCUCUAUGUUUACAUCCGCUGGAGGGGCCUACAUAAAGCCACCUGGGACGGUUGGUCUCAUGACUGUCUGCAGGAAUGGGGUGCCUUCAUCCGUUUGGCUUUUCCCAGCAUGCUCAUGCUUUGUGUGGAGUGGUGGACAUAUGAGAUUGGUGGAUUUCUGGCAGGUCUCAUCAGUGAGACUGAGUUGGGGGCUCAGUCUGUUGUCUAUGAGCUGGCCACUAUUGCAUAUAUGUUUCCUCUGGGAUUUGCAGUGGCAGCCAGUGUAAGAGUGGGAAAUGCACUUGGAGCUGGAAACUCAGAACAAGCUAAGAUGUCUGCCAAAGUAUCUUUAGUCUGUGGAUUACUUGUUUCAUGUGUGGUUGCAACCUGUAUUGGAGGCUCCAAGGACAUUAUUGGGUACAUUUUUACUACAGAAGAGGAUAUUGUUUUCAGAGUUUCAGAAGUCAUGAUCAUGUAUGGCUUCUUUCAUCUAUUUGAUGCCAUUGCGGGCAUUACAGGUGGCAUUGUCAGAGGUGCUGGAAAACAACUGCUAGGUGCUCUUUGUAACAUUGUGGGAUACUAUUUUGUGGGAUUCCCAAUUGGAGUGUCACUGAUGUUUGCUGUCAACAUGGGCAUAAUUGGUUUGUGGACUGGAUUAUUUGUGUGUGUCUUCAUGCAGUCUUUGUUCUUCAUCAUCCUAAUUUGCAAAUUGGACUGGAAGAAAGCAACUCAAGAGGCCUUGACCAGAGCAGGUGUACAAGCACCUAAGACUAAAGAUGAAUCUUAUGCUAUGGAAAACAAGGUCUGCAAUGAAGAAGUAGCACAGGAGUUCCAGCAUAUUGAAGAAGGCCAGGCCAAUGGAAACACAGACCUGGAAGAGCUAAGUAAAGGAGAAGGGGGAAUAGCAGAGGCUGGCACAAUUGUCACAGUUGGAAAUGUCUUGACCACUAAACAGCUGGUUGUCCGUCGAGGACUUGCAGUUCUCAUCAUGCUGCUCAUACUAGCUGGAGGGAUUGUGUUAAAUGAGAUGCUCACUGAAUAUCUCAAGCGAGGAUGAUAUAAUCAUUUUUUGCCAAAAUAUUUAUAUUCUCACCAAAGAUUUUAGGACUUCCGAAGAGAAGGGACAGUGGCUUCUUUGUGGGCUGAGAUGCUCUUCAAGAUGAUGUGAGGCUAUGGAAGUUUUAAUUUUUUAUAUUGAUCAGCACAGUCAACUACACUCUCCUGAAAUAAUAACAAAGGAAAGCAUAAACUUGUGAGGUGAGAACAGUAUGUGAAAGUGCUUAUCACAUCUACCAAAUAAGCUAAGAAACAGGAAUAUAAGAUAGAGACUCAGCUACACUGCCAUGUAAAAAAAUUGCAGUAACUUCACCUUUGGUAAAAAGUUCAGUGACAACUUUCUGAAUAAACUUUGAAGUAUUUUAAUGGAUAUGACAAGUUAGUAGGUUUGGUCUUUGCAUACAACUGUAGAUCUGCUUUUGCUGCUGAAAAAUUAGACAUACAUACAAUCUCUUUGAAAUAGAUCUAGAGGUGAUGCUGGGGAGGAGGAGGGUUUUAUUACUGAACUUAAAAAUGACAUUUCUCAUUUACUCACCCUUAUGCCAUCACAGAUGUGACUUUACAAAGGCAGCAUAAAAGUAACUCAUAAAACUAAGGUGGUUUAAUCCAUGUCUUUUAAAGCAAUCCAAUUGGUUUUUGGAUAAGAACAGACCAAAAUAGAACUCCCUUUUCACUAUAAAUUGUGACAUCAGCAGUCUCCUUGGCAAUCCUGAUUUAAAGCUAAAAUACACAUCUCAGCACCAUAUUGUGCUCUACGCAUCCAUUAAGCACUAGAAAGUGUAAUCAAGCUUGAAAUCAUGAUUGUGCCCAGAGAAUGCAGUGGCAGUCAAAAUGUAGUUAUAUUUUGGUCUGUUCUCACUCAAAUUUGAUUAGAUCGCUUAAGAGACAUUGAUUAAACCACUAGAGUCAAAUGGUUUACUUUUAUGCUUCCUUUAUGUGCUUUUUGGAGCUUCACAGUUUUGGCAUUGUAUGAACCUACAAAGCUGAAAUAUUCUUCUAAAAACUUUCAUUUGUGUUCUGCAGAGUGAAGAAAGUCACACAUCUGGGAUAAGGGUUGGGAGGGUUACUUUUGAAAUGUAUUCCACUACAGAUUACAGAAUACAUGCUGUAAUUUGUAACGUAUUCUGUUAAAUUACUCAAGUUCAGAAACAUAUUCUAAAUACUUUGGAUAACUUCUUCAGUACUGGUAGAUUUUUUCACUUGUUUUGACUAUAAAAACUACCAGUACAGUACAAAAUACACGUUAAAAAUACAUUCUCUGAAAAACCUAAAUAUCUUAUGCAGUGUUGUUUCUGAAACAAGAUGAAUCAAACUGAUCUUCAUUUAAAGAUUUUUAGAUAUUUUUACAGGAAAACAAAACAAAAAGAAUAUGAUUUUUUUGCUCUAAUAUCAAAGGUCUUACUAGGAACAAUUUUUAAUUUUCUUGAUAAAAUGUUUUUAUCAUGUCUGGUAACAUGUGCAUGUAAAAUGGCUAGAAAUAGCAUUUCAGUUUAGCAUAAAGCUGACAAUUUACACAAGGUUUAUUUCUAUUUCUUCUGCUCCAAACUUACUUCAAACGUACUUCUCUGUCUGCUCGUAUGAAUGUAACACAUCAUAAGAAAGUGUUUCACCGCUGUUCAAUGGACUUUGGAUCGCAUCAUUUAUAUGUAUAAAUGUUUUCCAUCUGAAAGGACUAAAUAUUAAAUAAAAAAUAAAAAAAGACAAUUAAAUGCAAAGUAAACUUUUCAGUAAUCAAAUUACUUUUUUAAUGUAACUGUAUUCUAAUUACCAACGAUUUAAAUUGUAACUGUAGUGGAAUACAGCAACAUAUAUUUUGUAUUUUAAAUACAUAUUCCCAUUAAUUACUCCCCAACCCUGUCUGGGAUGAUAUGAUGGUGAGUAAAUGAUGAGAGAUUUUUCAUUUUGUGGUGAACUAUUCCAUUAAUCAUUUAUAUCUGGACUGAAUAAAAUAUUUUUAUCUUAACUGAAUCAUAUUUAACUGUAAUCAUGUAUCUUAGAAUAUGAUCUGCCUGUAAUAGACGGGGUUGGCUUGAUUAUGCUCAGUUUCAGAGAAAAGAGAACAUUUUAAGUUUCAGUGUUUGCCUAGUUGUGUUUUGACUUUGAAGGCCAAGACUGAUGUUCAGUCAUUCUAAUGGUUGACCUGUAUGCACAAUUAAAGAGAGCUAUUUAAGCCAGUGUGAAAAGCUUAGUGCUGUGAGAUUGAGGCUGGUGAAUUUAAAAACAUUACAGUCCAUAAAUUAUUUCAUUAAAUUUCUUUUUUUUUAAAGAGUUAUUAAGUUGUGUUUUCCUUGCAUAUUUGCAGCAAACUGUGAAGUACAUUGAAUGUCACUGUCACUAUGGAUAAAAGUGUCUGCUAAAUGAAUAAAUGGAUAUUUGUAAAUUCUAAUAU
This is a messenger RNA of Xyrauchen texanus (razorback sucker), 4293 nucleotides long. RefSeq names its product solute carrier family 47 member 2, tandem duplicate 1 (gene slc47a2.1). The record is from RefSeq and is a predicted model, not a curated record. Gene Ontology annotation, molecular function: xenobiotic transmembrane transporter activity; antiporter activity. Gene Ontology annotation, cellular component: membrane. Gene Ontology annotation, biological process: xenobiotic detoxification by transmembrane export across the plasma membrane. Bases 133 to 1905 code for a protein of 590 amino acids. Lineage: Eukaryota; Metazoa; Chordata; Actinopteri; Cypriniformes; Catostomidae. The transcript has 17 exons.